GUGACAGUAAGCGCCGCAAGGUGUGGACUCCAACCAGUAUUAUGCCGAAUAGGAAACGCAGAACUUACUGCAUUAGCGCAGACUGGUAGCCGUAUGAAACCGGGAUAAAUGUCAUCAACAUAUAGGUCCAAAAUAAUGUUUUGAAUCAGAAGAAGAUUGAAAAUAAACGCCGCGAAAUUGUCAUUUUUACGAGAACCUGCAUUUGCCCCGAUGAACUUAAUGAUUCGCAGCUAAAGUUGUUCGAAACACAAUAGGACUAAGGGCGUAGAGAAAGCACAACGUUGCCCUUGAAUCGUCAUGGCGAUUUGAAUGGUAAAAUCCCAAUAAUCAGCUUGUUUCAUACAUCUUAUCAGAUAACGUGUCGAACUCGGAAGAAAAAUGUCAAAAUGAAAUUAAUUUAUUAGUGCAGAAGAUCGAAGACCCGGAAAUGCGAUAGAAUAAGAGAAAACAUAAGAAGCUACUGAUUUCGCAAAGGGACACGGAAAGGUUAUGAGCUGAAUAAUCGAAUGUACAAUUGCAAACAAGGGCAGGAAACCAUUAGGCCUAUACGAUUAUUGAUUAGUCCUAGUACAUGGUGACCUAUUUGAUAACGAAGUUUAUUGCAUAGCCCGGGAAAGGAAGCAGGCCUGUAAUUAUAUCUCGAAAUAAUGACCAAGAAUGUAUUGAUUACAUAAAAACCGGUUAUUAAAACCAUGCCAAUAAUAAGGGCGGAUGAGUUAACGAAAAGUAAUGCUUGCGGUUGUAUUGUACGGACAUCAGGCCAGACGACGACUGCUGGAAGUGAAGUGGAGUUGACGAAAUGAAAUUAUUUUGGAAAUAUUGCGCUGCGUUAUCGGCAUGUAUAAUUUUGUUUACAUUCCUUUUUAAUAACGAGCGUUUCUCAAUAGAGCGCGUGGGCAAUGAUGACGUUCAUCUGGUUUUAACACUUGGAAAAUACGCUGGCUCUCAUGACGAAUACGAACGACUGAUUGCAACACGCGCGGACGGCGAUGCGUCGCGAUCGACGUUUGAUAUCAUCCAGAUUGCGCACCAGAUGGAGAUAGGUCGUCAAUACAGGACUACGGGAAAACCGAGCGUAAAACACAUCGACGACAGCGCGUUCCGAAUUUUGAAUAACUCUCGUAUAAAUAUUUCACAGAAGGUUAAAAGGGAGAUUAACCGAUCGUCGGCGAUUCGGAAACUUGAAAACAUUGUUAUUCUCGAUGAAUAUGGUUUGAUACCAUCACAACCAAGUCAGCAACUGCCAAAUGAUACCAAUUUGAACAUUAAAAAUAAACAUUCCUUCUCUAGACCCAACGAUGCAAUAAAGCUAAUUCCGAAUGAAAAAAGAGAGUGCUUCAAAAAAAUACUUCUCUGGGAAGACCUACAAGGCGUGAAUGCUCCUCAGGUUGCAGGAACUUUCUUUUGUCCUGAGAUACCAUGUAAAGUUAAAGUGAGCUACAGUAACGGCUCUAUAGACAAAAUCGCCGAAGCUGACGCGGUCAUCUUACAUCACAGGUCAAAGAAAGAUCUACUGAAAAUGAUAACCAAACGUAAAGUGGGUCAAAAAUGGAUAUUGGCAACAAGAGAAAGCCCCCUGCAGUCAUCAAUAGAACCUCCAGACAACCUGCGGUCUGUGUAUGACUGGAUAAUGACGUACAGACAAGGAGCCGAUUUUAGCCUAGCGUGGGGUUAUUUCGACCGUGGUGUUCCGCAGUGGAAAGAAGGAGUUGAUAAAAAUUGGGCCAGCGGUAAAAAUAGGUUCCUAGCGUGGAACAAAUCAAACUGUACUGACACACCCUCUGCUUACAAAGGUUUUGUUUCCCGGUUAAAUAAAUAUAUACCUGUUAGUAUACCACAGAAUUGUCGAUCAACUAAUUGUAAUUAUUACUCCAGCGAAUGCAAACAGAGUAUACGACAAUUUAAGUUCGUAUUAGCGUUGGAAAACAGUGAAUGUAAAGAUUAUAUAACGGAGAGUUUUUGGGAAAUGUCGCUGAAAAACGAUGUCAUUCCUAUUGUUUAUGGUCCACCGAAAAAGGAUUAUGAACGUUUAGCGCCUCCACAUAGUUUUAUUCACAUUGACGACUUUACAAAAGUAGCUGACUUAGCAAAAUAUCUUAAAAAACUAGACAAUAACGACACACUUUAUAAUGAAUAUUUUCUAUGGAAAAAGGAAGGAAAAAUUGUGAGCACAAAGCAAUCUUGGGAAUUCAACUCGAGAGAUAAAAUGUGCGAGGUAGCAAGAAAACUUCGAAAAAUUGAUGUGCAUCCGGGUUCUAGCCAAUCGCGUAUUUACGAGAAUAUCAUUGGUCCAUGGUGGAAAGGCUCGUGCGCAAAACGAAAAAUGCCAAGUUAACAUUAUAUUAAUGUCUAGGAUAUAUCCACCUGUGCCUGUUAAAAUGGAAAUGUCCAGAGUUCGCCAUUGUUUUAAAGACGUACUUUGUCGACACUACUAUAUGAAGAACACGUGACUACUCGGCAUCUACCAAACGUAAUCCGCUUCGUUGAAUAAACCAUUAGGCCUAAGGCAUGUUAUUUAUAUUGAAUUAAAUGUUAUACUGUAGAGGAAAACAUUUCCACCAACUAUCUUCAUUGAGUAGGCCUAUGCAAAAUCAUGAACUUGAUACCAAUAUCAGUACAACUUAAGCUUCACCUCUCGCCAUGGGCAGCUUGCAACCUCCGACAGUGAAGUUGUCGCGUAUCAACUAGGUCGAAUCCAUUCCUAGCAUGGGGUAUCUGGCGCACAUUUUCUAUAGUAUCAUUCACGGGCGUUAACAUUGUUCGGAACUUUCCUCAUAAUUGAAAUUAAGUGUUGAGAUUAAGGGGUUAAUUUCAGGACCAAAUUGUAAUAAAAAUGCCAGUAUUACAUUUUUGUACAACAAACAAGCGGGUGGCGAAUUUGUAACAUGUUGAUUGAAUGUUGAACUUUAGGAAAUACCAGUCAACAAUAAAAAUGAUUUUUAUA
This is a messenger RNA of Anneissia japonica, 2944 nucleotides long. Its product is annotated as alpha-(1,3)-fucosyltransferase 7-like. Gene Ontology annotation, molecular function: alpha-(1->3)-fucosyltransferase activity. Lineage: Eukaryota; Metazoa; Echinodermata; Crinoidea; Comatulida; Comatulidae. Bases 800 to 2335 code for a protein of 511 amino acids. The record is from RefSeq and is a predicted model, not a curated record. Gene Ontology annotation, cellular component: membrane. The transcript is spliced from 2 exons.